ACGUGCGCCAGGCGGGGUCGUUCUAGGCGGGGAGGGGCCCGGGGUCUAUGGUGCUGGCGGACCGAGGCGCUCGGCGGCCGGAUCGUGCCUGGCCCCGGGGGGCGGCCGGAGCCAUGAGCGUGGACAAGGCCGAGCUCUGCGGGCCCCUGCUCACCUGGCUGCAGACCUUCCACGUCACAUCUCCGUGCCAUACCUACCAGGAUCUGACCAGCGGGGUCCCCAUUGCCCAGGUCCUGCACAGGAUAGACUCCUCUUGGUUCAACGAGACCUGGCUCCUGCGGAUCAAAGACGACACCAGUGACAACUGGAGGCUCAAGGUGAGCAACCUGAAAAAGAUCCUGCAGAGCGUGCUGGAGUACUCCCAAGAUGUCUUGGGUCACCAGAUCUCAGAGUGCCACCUGCCAGACGUCAACCUGAUCGGGGAGUUCUCGGACACCUCAGAGCUGGGCAAGCUGCUGCAGCUGGUGCUGGGAUGUGCCAUCAGCUGUGAGAAGAAGCAAGAGCACAUCCAGCAGAUCAUGACCUUGGAGGAGUCCGUCCAGCACGUAGUUAUGGCUGCCAUUCAGGAGCUGAUGACCAAGGACCCGCUGGACACGUUGGCCUCCGAGACGUACGGCAACUUCGAUAGCCAGUCCCGGAAGUACUAUUUCCUCAGCGAGGACCUGGAGGAGCCGGAUGACAUGCAGCAGCGCUGCCAGGAACUGGAGCAACAGAUCUCCAUCCUGGUGGAAGAGAAGAACACCCUGACCCUGGAGAACAAGACCCUGAAGGAGCAGAAGAACCGGCUGGAGUCGGAUGUGGGUGGCAAGAAACUGCUGUUGCUGCAGGCUCAGAUCACGCAGCUGCAGGAGGAGACCUUCAGGCUGGAGAGCGGGAAGGAGGACGUCCGCACGCGCUGUGAGGAGCUGGAGAAGGAGGUGCAGGAGCUGCAGCGUCGGAACGAGGCGCUGAGCAGCCUGGCUGAGGAGGCCCAGGCUCUGAAGGACGAGAUGGAUGUGCUGAGGCACUCAUCAGACAAGGUGGGCAAGCUGGAGGCUGCGGUGGACACGUACAAGAAGAAGCUGGAGGACCUGGGCGACCUGCGGCGGCAGGUGCGGCUGCUGGAGGAGCGGAACACGGUCUACAUGCAGCGCACCUGCGAGCUGGAGGAGGAGCUGCGCAAAGCCAAUGCUGUCCGCUCCCAGCUGGAGACUCACAAGAGGCAGGUGCGCGAGCUGCACAGCAAACACUCGGAGGAGGCCUUGAAGGCCGAGAAGUGGCAGUUUGAGUUCAGGAACCUCAAGGAGAAGUUUGAGGCACUGGUGAAGGAGAAGGAGCGCCUGAUUGAGGAGCGGCACUCCCUCCGCGAGGCCAACGAGGAGCUGAGAUGCAUCCAAGUGCAGCAGACGUACCUGAGCCAAGCAGAUGCCUUGCUGGACGGAGUCUCUUCUCCCAUGGACAACCUGGCCGCUGAGAUCUUGCCGACUGAACUCAAGGAGACCAUCGUGCGCCUGCAGCAUGAGAACAAGAUGCUGUGUGUGCAGGAGGCGACGUAUCGGCAGCAGCUGGCUGAGCUGCAGGGGCAGCUGGAGGAGUCCAACCGCACCAAGAACCGGCUGGAGACCCAGCAGAGGUUGCACCAGCAGCAGAUCUCGGAGCUGAAGGCCCAGGUGGAGGAGCUCCAGAAGGCCCUGCAGGAGCAGGGCACCAAGGCAGAGGAUGCCAUUUCCUGCCUGCUGAAGAGGAAGCUGGAAGAGCACCUGGAGAAGCUGCACCAGGCCCACUCGGAGCUGCAGAAGAAGCGGGAAUACAUCGAGGACUUGGAGCCCAAAGCGGACAGCACAAACGCCAGGAAGAUCAACGAGCUGCAGGAGUGUUUGAAGAAGAAGGACGAGGACAUGAAGGCCAUGGAGGAGCGGUACAAGCGCUACAUGGACAAGGCCUGCACGGUCAUUAAGACGCUGCACCCCAAGCAGCAGCCGUCAAGCCCCCCCCCCGAGAUCCAGGCCUUAAAGAACCAGCUGCAGGAGAAGGAGGUGAAGAUCCAUCACCUGGAGACCAACUUAGAGAAAACGAGAUCCCAGCGGGAGCAGGAAGAGAAGCUGAUCAUCAGCGCCUGGUACAACACGGGCAUGGCACUCCACCAGCAAGCCACGGAGGAGCGGUCGGCCACCUCCAGCAGCGCCCAGUCCUUCCUGGCCCAGCAGCGCCAGGCCACCAACGCCCGCAGGGGGCAUCUGGGGCGGACCCAGCCCCUGCUGGCCAAGUACGGAGACAAGCCCCCACAGCUGCACUGACUGGAGCCCCUCCCGCUCCCACCCCCCUCCAUGGCUGCGUGGGGUGGGGGGGGUCUUGGAACUGGAGCUCCUUGCCCAUUGCUGCCCUAUGGCACCCACCCCCAGUGGUGCCAUCUGUCGCUUGCAGUGGGGGGAAUGGAG
This is a messenger RNA of Dermochelys coriacea (leatherback sea turtle), 2417 nucleotides long. It is a transcript of the gene HOOK2, whose product is annotated as hook microtubule tethering protein 2. The record is from RefSeq and is a predicted model, not a curated record. Gene Ontology annotation, cellular component: cytoplasm; centrosome. Gene Ontology annotation, biological process: cytoskeleton-dependent intracellular transport; cytoplasmic microtubule organization. Gene Ontology annotation, molecular function: dynein light intermediate chain binding; microtubule binding. NCBI's taxonomy places the organism in Eukaryota, Metazoa, Chordata, Testudines, Dermochelyidae.